Molecule: messenger RNA, 587 nt
Organism: Lactuca sativa (garden lettuce)
Lineage: Eukaryota; Viridiplantae; Streptophyta; Magnoliopsida; Asterales; Asteraceae
Source: RefSeq, a predicted model, not a curated record
UAUGCGUAAAAGAUUGAACUUGAACGAAACAAUUGAUAAAGUUCAGUACCAACAAUUCAAGAAAGAAAGAGAUUACUGGAAAGUAGUCCUUUUGAGAAUCAUUGCAGUAGUGAAGUUUCUUGCUAAACAUAAUUUAGCAUUUCGUGGAUCCAAUGAAAAGUUGUAUAAAAAAGGUAAUGAGAAUUUUUUGGGUGUCAUUGAAAUGUUGGAAGAGUUUGACCCGGUUAUCAAAGAGCAUGUACGGCGGAUCACAAGUGACGGGCUUCAUGUGCAUUAUCUUGGCCACACGAUCCAAAAUGAACUAAUACUUUUGAUAGCUCAAGAAAUUAAAAAAGAACUUAUCAAGAGGAUAAAGGAAGCAAAGUACUACUCAAUUAUACUGGAUUGUACUCCCGAUUCAAGUCACCAAGAACAGAUGACUAUAAUAGUGAUGCAUUUAAAGUUAUAUAAUGUUGUUACUGUUGAAGAGUCAUUUUUAGGUUUUUUGAAUGUUGAUGAUACCACUGGAAAAGGAUUAUUUGAUAUUACAUUUAAGGAGUUAAAGUCUCUUGGUCUUGAAAUUGAUGAUAUGCGUGGUCAAGGCUAGG